GAUUUCUUAUCUUCAGAAUUGUCUAUGGAAUGUAGUUCUCCAGAAUCAAACACUGUUCCACAAGUGUGGCCAAAUGAUGAUACAGAGGAAGAUGUAGACCUUCCUGUCAUUGAACUCAAGAAAGAACCAGUCUCCUUUGAGCGUGGGGCGUUUGUCUGGUGUAAAUUUAAGCGAUACCCCUACUGGCCGUCUUUGGUAAAAUUAGUGCGAAACAAAGAAAAGCGUGCCUCAAUAAUAUUUGUGGAGGAGUGCCUUUCUGAUCCUAAAUCUCAGAAGCAAAGGUAAAUAAAGAUGCCUUGUGAAAACUCUAAUGUAAGACAAAGAUGGCCAUUUCUUUAAUCAGCUAA
Messenger RNA from Staurois parvus, 347 nucleotides. Lineage: Eukaryota; Metazoa; Chordata; Amphibia; Anura; Ranidae. The record is from the annotation of a GenBank genome assembly.